This is a messenger RNA of Paramisgurnus dabryanus, 3190 nucleotides long. Its product is annotated as zinc finger BED domain-containing protein 4-like. Lineage: Eukaryota; Metazoa; Chordata; Actinopteri; Cypriniformes; Cobitidae. Gene Ontology annotation, molecular function: protein dimerization activity; DNA binding. The record is from RefSeq and is a predicted model, not a curated record.
UGCUGGUAAAUCAAUAAAUCUGUCUGCUUUAUCCUCUUUCCGGAACUGACUACACCUCAAACUGUCGCGCUCAUUAUGCGCUCAACUGUCGCGCUUACCACGUCAUCAUCUGUAAACAAACAUGUCUUCGCCGGUCUGGAAGUUUUUCUCGGUGGCAGUGGAGGACAAUGCUUUUGCUAUUUGCAAAAAAUGUUCAGCAAGGGUUCCGAGAGGAGGAAAAAAUUCGUCAAGUUUCAACACAUCCAAUCUUAUAUCGCACUUGAGAGGUCGUCAUCGCGGCGAAGAUGUACUGAAAGAAUACGAAGCCGCGGCAGCUGCAGCUAAAGUUAAUAGCGCGAAGGCUAAAACACCGAGCGUCACUGUACCCAUUCAGCGAGCAUUUGAAAAUGCUAAAAAGUUUUCCAGAGACAGCGAAAAGGCAAAAGCUAUAAACGACAAAGUGAUCGAAUUUAUAGUCCUCGACGACCAACCGUUCUCCGUAGUAGAGGAUCUGGGUUUUCGCGGAUUAGUACAGCAUUUGGAGCCACGUUACACCCUUCCAAGCCGCCGCUUCUUCUCUGAUGUUUCCCUCCCUGCUUUGUAUGAGUCAGUCGCCACACACAUUCAUAAUUUGAUCGACAAAAAUGGACUACACAUAAGUUUCACCACGGACAUCUGGACAUCUGAUGUUAGUCCGGUGAGUAUGCUUAGUUUAACGGCUCAGUGGUUGGAUGAACAUUUUAACAUGCAGAAAGUUCUGCUGCACGCACAGGAGUGCUCCGGAUCGCAUACCGGGGCAAUGAUAUGCGAAGCUUUUGAAGCAAUGUUAGAACGGUGGAGUAUAACAAAAGACAGAGUGCAUGUUGUCCUUCGGGAUAAUGCACGCAAUAUCAUCAAGGCCAUGCAGGACUGUGAGCUUGCAAGCUUGGGCUGUAUGGCACACACCUUACAGCUCGCGGUAAACGAGGCUGUGCUGAGCCAGAGAAGCAUAACAGACUGUAUUUCGAUCUGCAGAAAGAUGGUAGGCCACUUCAAACAUUCACAAGUUGCCACCUCCCGUCUGCAAGACUUGCAAAAACAACUGGGCAUGAAAGAGACGAGGCUUCAACAAGACGUGCCCACCAGAUGGAACAGCACGUUCUAUAUGCUGAGAAGUUUGUUGGAUCAGAGGCGAGCCCUUGCAGCAUAUGCGGUAGAUUUUCAAUUACCUGCUUUUUUGAGCAUACAACAAUGGACAUUAAUUGAAAACAUGAUGACCAUUCUUGACCCAUGUGAACAGCUGACAAGAGACAUCAGCUCAUCUACAGCCACAGUAGCUGAUGUGAUCCCCUCCAUUGUAGCAUUAAAACGUCUGUUAAACAAGACCGUUGCAACAGAUCAUGGAGUUAAAACUUCAAAGACCACUCUACUGCAAGCCAUAGAACAGCGAUUCAGUCAUAUCUAUGGAGAGCCCCUGUUUUAUCUUGCUACAAUCUUGGACCCCAGGUAUAAGGACUGCUAUUUUGACCAACCAAUGAAAAGAGAAGUAACAGAAAAAUUGCAGACCAUGAUGAGCUGUGCAUCAGAGAAUGCGGAUGAACCAAAAGUUAAAAAGACCAAGACAGAUGGUGGCAAUGUUUCCUUGCUAGCAAUGUAUGAAGAAAUCCUUCAAGAAAACUAUGAUGUCACGAAAGAGAUGACCCAAAGCCGAACAGAGGGGCAGAUAAACGUGUACCUCUCGGAGCCCCCAAUUCCUAGAUCAGAGAGCCCCUUGGAAUACUGGAAACGCAACAAAUCCCAGUUCCCAGACCUUGCUUCACUUGCAAGGAAAUACCUGUCAGCCCCUUGCACCAGCAUUGACAGUGAACGCUUAUUUUCUGCUGCUGCAAAUGUUAUGGAUGAAAAAAGAAACCGAAUUGGAUGUGAGAAGGCAGAGAUGCUUUUGUUUAUCAAAAAAAAUCUGCCACUAAUGCCUAAUGUAACAAAUAGAAAAGAUGAUGGACAUUAAACAGAGAAGUGAAAAAUGUGCACUUUAUAGAAGGUUGAGACAGGUUGGGUAGUGCAAAUUGGAAAUCAAAUUAUUAUUGUUUAUAUUUUUUAUGUUAAACUAUAUAAUUUCUAUGCCCGAUGCACUUCAUUUUUGUUAAGCAUGCACUUUUCUGUAUUUUACAAGGUUGACAAAUGUCAAUGCAUUUUAUUUAUUUAAUUAUUUUUAUUUUUUAUAUUUUAAAAAAAUGUCACCCUCAUGCGGUAGAAUAGAUGCAUUUCUUGUUUGUUAUGCAUGAAAUACUUAUGUUAAUGACUAAUGAGUUGUUAAUUGCAGAUAAACCAGAGUUCCAUGACAGGUUCUGUUAAACCCUUUCUGUCACACAAUAUUGUGGUUUAUUACACACAAAAACAUUUGAUAAGUCAGGCCUGAUGUUUGCUGUUAAGGCCAGAGCUGCAAAAAUAUCAGUUUUAUCAAUGCACUUUUGUUUUUAAGAUGUAUUUAAGGUUGACAAAUGUUAAUGAAUUUUAUUUAUUUUUUUAGUUUAAAAAGGAUACCUACCUCACCCACAUGCACUAAAGGUAGAAUAGAUGCAUUUCUUGUUUGUUAUGUGUGAAAUACUUAUGUUAAUGACUAAUAAGCUGUUAAUUGCAGACCAGAGUUCCAUGACAGGUUCUGUUAAACCCUUUCUGUCACACAGUAUUGUGGUGCCUUACACACAAAAACAUUUGAUAAGUCAGGCCUGAUGUUUGCUGUUAAGGCCAGAGCUGCAAAAAUAUCAGUUUUAUCAAUGCACUUUGUUUUUAAGAUGUAUUUAAGGUUGACAAAUGUUAAUGAAUUUUAUUUUUUGUUUAAAGACAUAUAUACCUACCUCAUCCUCAUGCACUAAAGGUGGGAUAGAUUAAUUUCUUGUUUGUUAUACAAAAACUUCAACUUAAAGUAAUUUAAUUGCAGAUAAACCAUAGUACUGUUAAACCCUUUCUGUUACUAAGUAUUGUGGUGUAUUACACAAAAAAUAAAAAGUGGAAGAGUCAAGGAGUAAUGUUUGCUGUUAUAGUUGUGCCAGAACACUAAAAUAUCAGUUUCAUCAGUGCUUUCAUCUUGGAUUUUUUUAUUCUCGUAGGAGCACAAUCUGAAAGUUAUUUCGAAAAUUAUAAUGUAAAAAAUUGCACUUACUGGUUAUCGGUAUCUGUAUCGGUAUCGGCUAUUAAGAUGACUUAAUUAUCGGUUAUCGGUAUCGGUCAA